Messenger RNA from Drosophila suzukii, 1078 nucleotides. It is a transcript of the gene TwdlY, whose product is annotated as TweedleY. NCBI's taxonomy places the organism in Eukaryota, Metazoa, Arthropoda, Insecta, Diptera, Drosophilidae. The record is from RefSeq and is a predicted model, not a curated record.
UCAUUGCCUCGCAGCAGAUCGUCAACGAAGCAUCCAGCAUCCAGCAUCCAGCACAUCCCAGAAACCACCAAGGAUUACCAAAACAGAAACAGGGAAUAUAUAUAUACCAUACAUAUACCAUGUUCCUCCAACAAGUGCUCGUGUGCUGCCUGAUCCUGGUGGCCUCCACCCAGGCCCGUCCUCAAUAUGGCUACGAACAGCCUAGUGCGGAUCUCUUCCUAGGCGGCGGCGGCGGCGGCGGCGGUGGCUCUUCUCCCGGUGGCAGUGUGGGCCUCAUCGGUGGCCCCACCAAUGGCCUGGUCAGCCUCCAGUCACAUCGCGGUGGUGACAAGUACCUGCCCCCCGCCAGCACCACCCAGGCACCGAUCAUCAACAAGAAAUUCUAUUUGGUUUCCGCACCCGAGGAUCACAGCAACGAUGGCAAGGUGAAGCAUCUGGUAUUGGGACGUCCGCAGAAGAACUACCGUGUGGUGUUCAUCAAGGCCCCAGCCGGUGAUAAUGCCAAUGUGAAGUACUCGGCCGAGUUUGCUCCACAGGAGGAGAAGACCGUCAUCUAUGUGCUGAGCAAGAAGGAUAACGAUGUGGAUGCCAGUGACAUUGCCACCCCAGCGCCCACACAGCCCAGCAAGCCGGAGGUGUUCUUCAUCAAGUACAAGACCGACGACGAGGCCAAGCAGGCGCAGCAGGAGAUCCAGGGGCAGUACGACAAACUGGGCGGCACCAACGAGUACCAGGAGGAUAACAACGCUCCCAUCACCUCGGUGAUCGGCAGUCUGGAUGGCCUUAAUCCUGAUGGCAGCUACAACUACCGCCAGAUCGCCAACCGUCCGGCUGCUGUUUCGCCCAAUGCCCAGUACCUGCCCAGUCUGCUGAAGCACUAGAGGAUUACCACCUGCUGCACUGCACCACCGCAUCAACCAGAUCACCCAAAUCAUCACCCGAACCCCGUUGUGUUGCGUAUUUUUAAGAAAUCACUCUAUAUUUUUUUUUUUCUAUUUUUUUCUUGUUAUAUAUGUUAUCGAACUGUUGUUAAUAAAAAAUGCUUAUAUUAAAACCAAAAUAUCAAGCAAUGUGUUUA